Messenger RNA from Perognathus longimembris pacificus (Pacific pocket mouse), 1129 nucleotides. It is a transcript of the gene Parvg, whose product is annotated as parvin gamma. NCBI's taxonomy places the organism in Eukaryota, Metazoa, Chordata, Mammalia, Rodentia, Heteromyidae. The record is from RefSeq and is a predicted model, not a curated record. Gene Ontology annotation, cellular component: cytoplasm; actin cytoskeleton; focal adhesion. The transcript has 11 exons. Gene Ontology annotation, biological process: cell projection assembly; actin cytoskeleton organization; substrate adhesion-dependent cell spreading. The coding region runs from base 26 to 1129 and encodes 367 amino acids. Gene Ontology annotation, molecular function: actin binding.
CCUCCUCCAGGACACAGCGGGGAAGAUGGAGCCAGACCCGCUCUACAACCUGCUCCAGCUCCCCACGCCCAGGCCCGCCGAGGAGGAGGAGCUUCCACAGGGAGAAAAGAAGAAAUUCCUGCCACCCAAUUCCCGGAGGGACCGGAAAUUCGAAGAGCUGCAGAAGGCGCUGCUGGAGUGGCUCAACGCCACGCUGCUCCCGGAGCACAUCGUGGUGCGCAGCCUGGAGGAGGACAUGUUCGACGGGCUGGUCCUGCACCACCUGUUCCAGACGCUGUCGGGGCUCCGGCUGGAGGUGGAGGAGAUCGCGCUGACCGCGGCCAGCCAGAGGCGGAAGCUGGGCGUCGUGCUGGAGGCCGUGAACCGGAGCCUGCACGUGGAGGAGCCCGAGGCCAAGUGGGGCGUGGAGGCCAUCUUCCACAAGGACCUGCUGGCCACGCUGCACCUCCUCGUGGCCCUGGCCCGCCGCUUCCAGCCCGGCCUUCGUCUCCCCAGCAACGUCCAGGUGGAGGUGCUCACCAUCGAGAGCACUAAGAGCGGCCUGAAGUCGGAGAAGUUCGUGGAGCAGCUCACGGAGUGCGGCACAGACAAGGACCAGCCUGCAAGCGACGUCUUUGAUGAAUUAUUCAGGGCGGCUCCCGAGAAAGUGGCCCCCGUGAAAGAGGCCGUACUGAGCUUCGUCAACGGGCAGCUGCAGCGCCUGGGCCUCUCUGUGCAGGAUCUGGACACCCAGUUUGCAGAUGGAGUCUUCUUGCUCCUGCUGAUUGGACAACUGGAAGGCUUCUUCCUGCACCUGAAGGAAUUCUACCUCACGCCCAGCUCUCCUGAGGAAAUGGUGAGUCCUCCAGGGGCGGCCCGCGUGCCGGGCCUCGGAGCGGGCGGGCGGAGGCGGCAGCGCGCCAGCGGGGUCCCAGCAUUGAGUCAUCCAAGUGCCGUGACGUGGGGAGUGACCGCCAUCUCCCCACCGCGGCCCUCCCGCGGCCCGCGGCCCGCGCUCCGUGACCCCGGCUACAUCUUGGAGUUGUCAUCCGUGCCCGUGUCCCGGGGUGGCUCUGCAGACUGGCUCGGCGCCCGCAGGGCUGCCCGGGAGGGCCGGAGACGCAGCCCCGCGGGGCCGACGAGGGGCUGA